AUGUACCCCCUCUACUAUGAGAAGCAGAUCGUGAAGAAGCUCAUACAGCACGACUCCCUCAUUCUCCUGGCAGAUGGAUUUAACGAGCUGAAUAUUCUGGCCAUAUUCGUUUUUUACUAUCAGAAUAAGUGCCUGUGGUAUGAAAAAUGCCCAGAAGAGCAAAAUAUCUUCUUCGAGUUGUUCGGGCUUAACAUAAGCAAACGGGUUGAUGGCGACGAAGAUGAUGAACAGGUGGGCAGAGACAACCCUGACUGGGGUGAUAAGUCAAGAGAAAGUGCAACUUCACAGCGGGAACUCUUCAACACACCCAAACAGGUGAUAAGUGUGAAGGACAAACCGACCGGCUCAAUAGGGAAAGAUAGAAUAAGCAGCCUGUUGGACUCCUUCAAGUAUGACGCUUCCAAGACAUGCAAUGCGAACGAGGACCCACUCCUAGAGAGACACCAAAGGGAAGUGCAAAAAAUACAGGAUGAGAAAAAUGACAAAGCCACACCAACAGAGACACCCACACCAAAAGAGACACCCCCACCCGGGAAUCAAAACAAACUCAUAUUCAUCCUAAACGUGUCCCCAAAAGAGUACAACCUGUUUCUGAAGUACCAACUGGGUCUCUACGAGGAGGUGAGUAAACUGGACAAACAAUUUAAUAAUAAGAUAAAAAUAAAUUACCUCAAGACAGAGUAUAUAGCAACCCAAAAAUCAAAAGAAAGAAUCGAGCUGUACAUAAAGAGGGGAGUGUAUUUCAUCUCAUCCAACGUACUACUCAUAGAUAUGCUAACAUUUAAAAUCAUCCCCGAAAUAAUUGAUGGUAUCUUCCUCUGCAAAAACCACAAACUAAUAUAUAACACAAAAGAAGUAUUCAUAACGGAGCUCUACAGAAAGAGAAACAAAUAUGGCUUUAUAAAAGGGAUUAGUAACCAUAAAAGGUUAGUAAAUAGUAAGCAUAUAACAAAUUUAAGUCAAAAAUUAAGCAUAAAAAAGGUCUACUGUUAUCCCCGAUUUCAUAAAAAUGUACAUAUCUCUCUUAACAAUAACUUUUUACAACCAACCAUUUACGAAAUAAAUAUGGACGUCCCAUCCGAUAUGAACACAAUCGAGGAAAACUUACUCAAUCUAAUACACUACCUAAAUUUAGAAAUUAAAAAAUAUAAUACCUUUACGGAUUUUGAUAUAAAUGCACUCAUAUAUUCAGACAGCGCUGAAAAAUACACCAUGAAUUACAUCAAGAGCAAAAAUCUUACCUACAAUACAAAAAAAUUAUUAAAAGAAAUUAUUGUCCUGGCUCAUGUUCUUAACAAUCUCUACGUAUAUGACCAUGUAGUGUUCGAUAACUACCUUAACAACAUCAAGGAGGACGAUAAAGAAUCCAUAUGGCUCUACUGUAACGAGGCCAAUGAUAUUUUCUUUUUAUCUAGGGAAAGGAAAAUCAAUUUUUUAAAAGCCAUUAAUAUGAACCUAGAAUUGGAUAUCAACAACCAGCACAAUAUUCCUGUCGUCUUCCACAAAUUGAAGAACGACGGGAAAUAUUUCAACAAGGCGUAUGAAGUGAAGCGAACACAAAGUGAACUCUACAACUGGAUACACGAACUCGUUUUCCGACGCGAUAUACACUUCAAGGAGUUUAAAAAGAUGAUCCAAAACAGACAGCGCAACAGCGUCAAUGCGGAGGGUAGUUUGCCUUCCGCGCGCAAAAGGGGCACAGAACGCACCCCCCACGGAGACCUCCACGAUACCGCUCUCCUCCUCAAGAGGCCUAAAGAGGGGAGCGAAUCAAACACUGCAGCUUCGCAAAAAGGACAAAAUGAAAUAGAACUAGACCAAAGCAACCCCCAUGUGGUGACCUCCCAAAACGGGAGCUGCCCCCACGUCAAGGUCAAAAUUGAGCAGCGCACUCCGGAAAAACACGACACAACUGUGCAAAGUGAAGAGCCGUGCAACACGAAUGACAAAGUGAGUGCCCCUGAUGGGGGGACCAAAACGGACGCUUCGAAAGAUUCCUCACAAGUCUAUUCACAAGACGAAUCGCAAAAAAGAACAACUACUUGCCCAGCCGAGCAGAAAAUAAAGAAGGAAAAAAGAAACUCCGACACAGGAGAAGAAAAUCCCAAAAUAGAAGACCAAUCAAACAAUGAGUCACAUACCAAUGAAGCGAAAAGCGUGGCUGAAAAAACAGAACACAUAGAUGCAGAAAAAGUAGAAUACCCCAUCGCAAUAAUUGUAGAUAAUUACUACACCCAAAAAGAAAUUUACAACCUACUGCUCCACAAAAAUGAUAACACAGUAGAUAUGAAACUGUUCCGCCAGCCAGAAGAACAAACGCGUGAGUUUUACAUUUCAGACAAUUCGUAUAACUCCUCUUCCAACAGCUCAGAUGUCUUGUUUCGUAAAAUCAAAAACAUCAUGCGCUCAGAUAAUGUGGAUUACUACAUCCCUUACAAGCUCAUUAAAAACAAAACCACAUCCCUAAAAUAUAUAAAACCCCAUAUUUAUAUACUGUGUAUAAAUAAAAACUACGAUACGGUGUAUGCGCCGGACACCUUCAUCCAGGACUGCUCCCGCAAAAUUGAUGCGAUUAAUGCGAACACAAGGAAGGGAGCCAAUCCAUGCACGGAGGAAGGGGAAAACUUUCCUAGCAACGGUAGAGACACCACAAAGGUUGCCUCAUUAGAGGAUAUCACUUGCCGAUUGAAGAAAAAUAACGCAGCUUAUAAACGAAGGUGUGAUGAUCUAUUCCAAAUAAAUGAGUACUGUGGAAAUCUUGAAUUUUUGGAACUCUUUUUUAUGGAGGUAAAACCGUGCAGAAUUAUCCUGACCAAGCUGGACUUGAGUAUUUUUCGUAACGUUGAAAUUUACUGCGCCAGGUUGUUCCAGAACAAUGUAUAUAAACUACGUGGAGAAAGUUGUUUCCCUGAGGUGAUGAAGUACGAAGAGAAUAGCUGGAUGUAUGAUAACGUCGGAGAAGCGCAAUCCUUUUUGAAGAAGGAACAGGGAGGAAGCCCACACGCCGCGCGCGCUAAGCGAUAUUAUCUCGAGGCACUAAAUAAGGAUGCAAAUAAAUAUACAUCACCGUUUCACUUCGCUGACCGCGGGGCGCAAAACUUCAAGACGCUAGAAACCCUGAGCAGCGUGUGCAACACAGUCGAGGUGUUCCUCCUAUUCUACAAAAACAAUAUACUAUACAACAAGUACCUGAACGACGUUAAGGUGGAAAAAACUAAUUGGCUCAACUUUAUCGAAAAUAAAAACAAUUUCCUAUUUCAAGUAGACAGAAAUGUCUUCAACAAAAAUAAGGACCUCUUUAAAAAAGUCGUAGACUCCUAUUUUCUCUUCCAGAAAAGAUUUCGGCAAAACAAAAAAAAUCUCUUAAACUUCAACAAAGCCCUGUGUGAAGAAUUUAAAAAUUUCCAAGACGUAAAAGUGGAAGAACAAGUAGAAAAUAAUACAGCCUUCUUAAAUAAUCUCAACACAAACUACAUUAGUAUGGAGGAGGAAGAACUUUUUAUGCACAACUACAGAAAUAAAACAAGUAAAAAAAAUCAAAUCACACUCUCCAACCUGGACGAAAAAACAAUCUCAAAAAUUCAACAGGUGUUAGAAAAUUUUUCCAUAGAUUCCUUCAAUUUAAAUUUUAUCCUCUAUAGCAUUUUUAACAACACCAAGCCAAUCGUCAUUGUUGAUAUUAGGGAGUUAAAAUCUGACCUCUCCUACAAACUCUACACGAGCAAAAUACACAUCAUCCCCUACUCCCUCCUCGUUGGGGAUUAUGUCCUCACCAGGGAUAUCUGCGUUGAAAGGAAAACUAUCGUGGACCUCAUUCAAUCAUUAAACAGUAACAGACUCUAUAACCAGAUCAAUCAAAUGUCCAAAUAUUAUUCUGUCUAUGUGUUGCUAAUCGAAUUCAAUACAAAGCAUUUGUUUUACUUCUCUUCCCUUAGAGAUAAAAAUUCAGUCUACACCAAAUUAAUCAUCCUAUGCCUUCAGUUUAGUAGACUUAGAAUUUUGUGGAGUCCCUUUUCUCUCUUUACUGUUAAGCUUUUCUGGUCCCUUAAAGUUAAUGCCGAGCAGCCCGACAUCUUCAAAUCCCUGCACAUUGAUAUGACCCUGGAGAGGGACGCCCACCAGCAGCUCGCGAGAGACCCCAGGCGGUGCAAAACGCAGGCCCUAUCAUCAACGGAGCCGCUACCCUCAACGCAACCGCUGUCUAUUUCGAAUAACCCAGAUGGACAGGCAAGCGAACCACUCCCAUCCCUCCAUACCCCAGCGGAACAAUCAAACCAAAACAAACUCCAGCGGCUAGACAGCUGUGAGGACAAAAAUUGGGACAACGAAAACGAACAACCGUCAAACGACUACAAGUACGAAACAAUAAAUGACCUAUUCGAUAAAAAUUUAAACCCCUUGCCAAUCGAUGACGGGACCAGUUAUGCCCUAAGAAGAAUGGACAGCGUCACCAACUGGAACGCCCUGGAAAUAUUGAAAGCCCUCCCAGGCGUUACGGAAAAAAACAUGCACCUGAUUAUCAACAACGUCACCUCAUUGCGUGAACUAUGCGAAAAAACGGUCGAGCAGCUGGAAGCCUACAUGAGCAAGAGCAACGCCAAGAUGCUCUACGACUUUUUAAACACAGACGCGGUGUGA
Messenger RNA from Plasmodium fragile, 4638 nucleotides. RefSeq lists its product as uncharacterized. The record is from RefSeq and is a predicted model, not a curated record. Gene Ontology annotation, molecular function: single-stranded DNA endonuclease activity; damaged DNA binding; single-stranded DNA binding. The coding region runs from base 1 to 4638 and encodes 1545 amino acids. Gene Ontology annotation, cellular component: nucleotide-excision repair factor 1 complex. Gene Ontology annotation, biological process: resolution of meiotic recombination intermediates; nucleotide-excision repair involved in interstrand cross-link repair; double-strand break repair via homologous recombination. The transcript has a single exon. Lineage: Eukaryota; Apicomplexa; Aconoidasida; Haemosporida; Plasmodiidae.